AUGUCGCAAAUAAAUAACCCCGUUAUCGGAUUUUCAGAGGAUGACGCUCGGAGACUUCACCAUCCUUAUGACGACGCACUUGUGGUCAGCCUGCAAAUAGGGGAUUAUAACAUGCAUCGGGUCCUCGUCGACAAUGGUAGCUCAGCAGACAUCCUGUACUAUCCAGCAUUCCAGCAAAUGAGAAUUGACAGGGAACGGUUAACCCCAACGAAUGCUCCACUCGUGGGAUUUGGGGGAACGAAGGUGUUCCCCUUGGGCGCAAUAACAGUAGCUGUGACAACAGGAGACUAUCCUCAGCAGAUAACUAAGGAGGUAACUUUUCUCGUGGUCGACUGCUCGUCCGCCUACAAUGUCAUCCUUGGGCGACCUACUCUCAAUUCCUGGAAGGCGAUAACUUCAACAUACCACCUGAUGAUUAAAUUCCUGACGGAGUAUGGGGUGGGAGAACUGCGGGGAAAUCAAAUAGCGGCGCAGGAAUGCUAUAUUGCCAUGUUAGAAAUGGAGGAUCAACAGCAAACAAUGUGUAUCGGAAAGCAGCGAGCAUUAGCAGAGCCAGUUGAAGAGCCAGAAGAGGUGAGGCUUGAUGACAGGCGGCCUGAACGGACGACUAAAAUUGGCACACUAGCUAGUUGGCUAGUGCGCCAAACGAUCACGACUUUCCUCAGAGAUAAUCAAGACGUGUUCGCCUGGAGUCAUAAAGACAUGCCAGGAAUCGACCCCUUAGUCAUGGUCCACAAGUUAAAUGUGUCGCCCUCAUUCCCUCCAAUCAGGCAAAAGAAACGAGUCUUUGCCCAGGAGCGAGACAAGGCCAUAGCUGAGGAGGUUCGAAAAUUACUAGAGGCAGGUUUCAUCCGGGAAGUCUACUACCCCGACUGGUUGGCAAACGUCAUUAUAGUUAAAAAGGCCAACGGAAACUGGAGGAUGUGCGUAGAUUUCACGGACCUCAACAAAGCUUGCCCUAAAGAUAGCUACCCGCUCCCAUGGAUAUACCUUGGUGGAUUCAACUGCAAGACACCAACUCCUAAGCUUUAUGGAAGUUUUCUCCGGCUACAACCAGAUCAAGAUGGACAAAUCUGA
This is a messenger RNA of Quercus lobata, 1077 nucleotides long. RefSeq lists its product as uncharacterized. Bases 1 to 1077 code for a protein of 358 amino acids. The transcript has a single exon. Lineage: Eukaryota; Viridiplantae; Streptophyta; Magnoliopsida; Fagales; Fagaceae. The record is from RefSeq and is a predicted model, not a curated record.